This is a messenger RNA of Galendromus occidentalis (western predatory mite), 858 nucleotides long. RefSeq lists its product as uncharacterized. The record is from RefSeq and is a predicted model, not a curated record. Lineage: Eukaryota; Metazoa; Arthropoda; Arachnida; Mesostigmata; Phytoseiidae. The transcript has a single exon. The coding region runs from base 1 to 858 and encodes 285 amino acids.
AUGGAGGCAGUCGCACCAGCGGUCCAUGCAAAACCUACACCGGAACCGCAGACAAUCGAUGAAGCUCCAGGAAACGAAAAUCUGAAGCAACCCAUGGCAUGCGCGGUGCCGGUGCCGGUUCGUCUGACGCACGAACCUGCGAAAUUCCAGCCAAGCGAUGAUGCCGCACGCUGGAUCAAACUCUUCGAGAGGGCCGCGGCGCACAAUGCGUGGCAAGAAGACUUCAAACUGCAAUCGGCAGAAUUGUGCAUGACCGGUGUGGCCCUGCAAUGGGCAAAAACUCAAUCGGAUCGCAUCAAGACAUGGACCGAAUGGCGCCAGGCGUUUCUCCGGCGAUUUGAUAGCGGCAGGAUAGCUAAAGCAAAACAGCAACUCCGAAACUUGAGCCGCGGACAAAACGACUCGCUGCUGGAUCACCUAGAUCGCGUCCAAUGGCUGUGCCACCAGGUGAACCCAACAAUGCCAGAUGACGAAAUAGUCGAACAUUUCGGAAAUACGGUGUCGGAAGAGGAAUUUGCACAUAUCGCAAAUAACAACCUUACCGCCGAUCUGGAAGGAAUCCGACGUAUACUCGAAAAACGCCAGAAACAAGCAUCCACGCGAAACAGAGCUUCGGAGAGCGUCAGGCCCCGAGUCCUUGCUCCCACGGUGGCGGCCCUCCGCCCCCAACGAAGCAGAAGUUUCGAGUGCAAUGAACGCAGCAGAAGCUUCGAACAAGACAGAGGAAACGAAAAACCGAGGUCGGGCGCAGCUACGUCCAUCGUACUCUGCGAAUCAGCCGCGGGAGCAACGAUCCUUCCAACGCCGCCGAAAUUCCGGCGGAGACCGCAGGGCGUUCGACGGGCGUCCGAUAUGUAA